Messenger RNA from Dama dama (fallow deer), 1098 nucleotides. RefSeq names its product visual system homeobox 1 (gene VSX1). The transcript is spliced from 5 exons. NCBI's taxonomy places the organism in Eukaryota, Metazoa, Chordata, Mammalia, Artiodactyla, Cervidae. Gene Ontology annotation, cellular component: nucleus. The coding region runs from base 1 to 1098 and encodes 365 amino acids. Gene Ontology annotation, biological process: regulation of DNA-templated transcription. The record is from RefSeq and is a predicted model, not a curated record. Gene Ontology annotation, molecular function: DNA-binding transcription factor activity, RNA polymerase II-specific; transcription cis-regulatory region binding.
AUGACCGGCCGAGACGCGCUUUCCGACGGGCGUGCCAGAAGCAGGGCGCUGGUGCCCGGAGGCCCGCCCACCGGCUCGCGCCCCCGGGGCUUCGCCAUCACCGACCUGCUGGGCCUGGAGGCCGAGCUGCCCGCACCUGCGGGCCCGGGGCCGGGAUCUGGGUGCGAAGGCCCGGCAGCCGCGCCCCGCGCCGGCCCAGGGCUCGGAGGCUCCUGCCCUGCACGCGGAGCCCUUCCGCUGGGCCUCGGCCUCCUCUGCGGCUUCGGCGCGCAGCCCCCUGCGGCCGCCCGGGCCCCCUGCCUGCUCCUCGCCGACGUGCCCUUCCUGCCGCCCGAGGGGCCUGAGCCCCCCGCCCCGCGGGUCCCCGGCCGCCCACCGCCCCUGGCCGCCCGCCAGAAACGCAGCGAGAGCGUGUCGACGUCCGAUGAGGACAGCCCUUCUGAAGACAGGAGUGACCGGAAGGCGUCCCCAGCCCCCAGCAAGAGGAAGAAGAGGAGGCACAGGACCGUUUUCACCACCCACCAACUGGAAGAGCUGGAGAAGGCCUUCAGUGAGGCCCACUACCCUGAUGUGUAUGCCCGGGAAAUGCUGGCUCUGAAGACUGAACUCCCCGAAGACCGAAUACAGGUCUGGUUUCAAAACCGGCGGGCCAAGUGGCGGAAGCGAGAGAAGCGCUGGGGCGGCAGCAGCGUGAUGGCCGAGUACGGGCUCUACGGGGCGAUGGUGCGCCACUGCAUCCCUCUGCCGGACUCUGUCCUGGGCUCUGGGGAGGGCGGCCUGCUGGGCUCCUGUGCACCCUGGCUCCUGGGGAUGCAUAAAAAGUCUGCAGGGACGAUAAGAAAAGCAGAAUGUGAAGAAAAGCUGGCAGCACUCUGGGGCUCUGAGCACCUCAAGGAAAGUUCUAGCCCCCGUCAGGCGGGACCCCAGAGGGGCUUGGAGGAAGGCAGUCCUGUGAGCAGUGUGGAAGAUGUGGUCAUUGAUCUCUCUAGCUCCACACGCCAGGAGACUGAGAGAAUGCAGCAGGGGGCCGGGGCUCAAGGACGUCCAGACUCUGAGGGGCUAGAGGGGCUCCAACCUGGGAAGGAGGGGGCCUUAUGA